AUGGGCGUGGCCUAUCCCAUUAACCCCCGGGUGGGCGUGGCCAAUCGGGAUCGGGGGGCGGGGCACCCCGCGGGGGGCGUGGCCCAGGUGAGUGGGCGGGGCAGGCGCUGGGGCUCGGCCCCUGGGGGGCGCUGGGGCUGCGGGCGCUGGGCGCCGCCGCCCUGGGGCUGGGGGCGCUGCGGCUGCUGGUGCCCCUCCUGCCGCCCCCCUGAGCGCACCUGGGCGCACCUGGGCACACCUGGAUACACCUGGAUGGACGUGGAUGGACGUGGAACACACCUGGAUGGACAUGGGCACACCUGGGUACACCUGGAUGGGCGUGGACACACCUGGAGGGGUCACCUGUGCAGUUCCGGGGGUACCAGGUGUGCCCACGCCCCUCCUGCCGCCCCCCUGAGCGCGCCCGGGCACACCUGGGCGCACCUGGAUGGACGUGGGCACACCUGGAUGGACAUGGGCACACCUGGAGCGCACCUGGAUACACCUGGAUGGACGUGGAACGCACCUGGAUGGACAUGGGCACACCUGGAUACACCUGGAUGGGCGUGGAACGCACCUGGAUGGACGUGGACACACCUGGAGCACACCUGGAUACACCUGGAUGGACGUGGAACGCACCUGGAUGGACAUGGGCACACCUGGAUACACCUGGAUGGACAUGGGCACACCUGGAGGGGUCACCUGUGCGGUUCCGGGGGUGCCAGGUGUGCCCACGCCCCUCCUGCUGCCCCCCUGAGCGCACCUGGGCGCACCUGGAUACACCUGGAUGGACGUGGAACGCACCUGGAUGGACAUGGGCACACCUGGAUACACCUGGAUGGACGUGGAUGGACGUGGAACACGCCCCUCCUGACCCCGCCCUGGGCGCACCUGGAUGGACGUGGGCACACCUGGAUACACCUGGAUGGGCGUGGACACACCUGGAGGGGUCACCUGUGCGGUUCCAGGGCUGCCAGGUGUGCCCACGCCCCUCCUGCUGCCCCCCUGAGCGCACCUGGGCGCACCUGGAUACACCUGGAUGGACGUGGAACACACCUGGAGCACACCUGGGCGCACCUGGAUGGACGUGGGCACACCUGGAGCGCACCUGGAUACACCUGGAUGGACGUGGAACGCACCUGGAUGGACGUGGACACACCUGGAGGGGUCACCUGUGCGGUUCCGGGGGUGCCAGGUGUGCCCACGCCCCUCCUGCCGCCCCCCUGAGCGCACCUGGGCGCACCUGGGCGCACCUGGAUAGACAUGGACACACCUGGAGCACACCUGGGCACACCUGGAUCACACCUGGGCUUUAUUUGGGGGGGCAGGAAUCGAGUCCAGGUGUGCCG
Molecule: messenger RNA, 1328 nt
Organism: Lonchura striata (white-rumped munia)
Lineage: Eukaryota; Metazoa; Chordata; Aves; Passeriformes; Estrildidae
Source: RefSeq, a predicted model, not a curated record